Molecule: messenger RNA, 1836 nt
Organism: Botrytis byssoidea
Lineage: Eukaryota; Fungi; Ascomycota; Leotiomycetes; Helotiales; Sclerotiniaceae
Exons: 2
Coding region: 1-1623 (540 amino acids)
Source: RefSeq, a predicted model, not a curated record
AUGGCAAUUUACAGUUCGAAUGGUAUUCUCAUAGCGAUAACUACGACCUUUCUGUGGGCGGUCAUAGAUGCUGCCAACGUCAAUGCUACUGGCUCUACUGAUGGACCUAUUGGCGCGCAUAAUAGCGAUCCGAGUGUUCACUGCUCGAAAACCCGAUGGUACAAUGUGUUAUUUUUCUAUCUCAGCAAUUAUUCCAUUCACGCAGCAACUGUUCGCUCUCUUCCGAGAGAAAGUGCAUGGGCAUCUGCUGCGUACAAGGCUUGCUGUCUGUUGGUUCCUUACGCAGGAGUCCGCCGAGGAUUAAAUGUAUUCUUGAGGGCCAGCAUGUUGGCAAACACACCUCUCCAAAUGGCAGCACGAGCGAAUGCAUUAUGCAUGGUAGUACGUUCACAAGACUGGAGGCCCAGGGACGGGGACUUUAUUCGUGGUUGUGCACUUGAUGCAGCUAUUCCUGAUAAUGACUGUCAAGGUUCCUGUGGACCUAAUUUUCUUGACAAAAGCACAACGAUUGAACAUAUGAAGAUGACAGACUUUCAUGCAUGCACGUCAGAGAUACAAUCAGAGACUUCAAAUAGCACGAAUCCCCGCGAGGUUAUUCUACAUGUCAGAGCCCCGUAUGCGCACUAUGCACCAAAAUCAAAAUGGGCCCAGUUGGGUUUCUUUAUGCUCCAAUCUUACCGUUUCCGCGCGAUGUCUCUGGAUCAGCAGUUGGUACGUGUAGGUGAUAUUGAACUACAUGGCCUUUGUCAAUUACCUUCAGGCUUUACGCUUUGUUUUGUACCACCACAUAUGGCUAUUAAUCCUCGUCAUACUGUUUCUGGUAUCGGAUCCUCCAUGGCCAUCUCUUCACAAUUCUCUGCGUUGCAGGUAUUAUGGUCCAUUGCUCAAACAUGUAUAGGGUCGUAUACGCUGUACCAAUCGAGGGGUUCACAGUUAGAAAUUUACGGAUACGCUGCCUUCGGGUUGACCGUAAUACCCUAUGUGAUUGCUAGCAUUAUCAAUCUGCUAGCAAGCUUGGUCAGUAGGCAAUACGAUAAUGUCUUCUUGGUUCAUUCAUCGAUCAUGGAUGAAGCAAUUAAUCGCGGUGCAGUUGUGGAUGGAGUAGUUGGAUCUAUCGACCGAGUAGAGGAUGAAGGCGAAAACUUAACUAGCGAGGAUGAAUUAGGCAAGCUCGGUAACUCGGCCGUCGUGUUCAGAGGUAAUAUGAAUGUAGAAGGACGAUUCAGUUGCGAAGUUGACACGGCUGAAGAUCUGCUAGCAUACACACUCAUGCCCCCAGAACCCCCUUCUUGUACACCACCGACCAAGAUUCAAAGAUUGAAAAGAUAUCUCCUAGAUAUCUUUGAAGACCCUUCUAAAGUUGAAAAGCGUCUGGCCUCGAGCAUUCAAGCUCUAAAGAAAGAGAAAUGUAUACUCAGCAUACCCUCCCAUAGUUCCUUCACGCGUUUGGCCCCAACACAUCUCGAACCUAUCCUCCUCUUCCUCGCCUCUUUGAUUCUCAUCACUGCCGUCGCAGCUCCCUACAUCAUAAUUUACAUUCUCACCGGCUGGCAAAAGAGACAAGCAACCUCCACCCAAAUUAAUUUUACUAUUCAUUGGCUAUGUCUGGGGCAUUCAAGCUGAUUAUUCAUCGCGGAAUUUGAGAGACAUACUAGGAGGACUUAUUGGGGAUGGAUACUACUUUUUGUGGUGGUUUGUUAUAGUUGGGCUCCCACUGGGGGCUUGGUUGUUGUGGCACAGGAAAUGUAUGAGUUUGGGCAUUGUGAGUCUUUGUGAAUUGUUUGCAGUGGUUAUGUGAUUUGCAAAUAGAUCAGAUAAGAGCAUUUUAGAUUCCUC